Balaenoptera musculus (blue whale) is the source of this 2967-nucleotide messenger RNA. It is a transcript of the gene MLKL, whose product is annotated as mixed lineage kinase domain like pseudokinase. The record is from RefSeq and is a predicted model, not a curated record. The transcript has 10 exons. Gene Ontology annotation, biological process: protein phosphorylation. Lineage: Eukaryota; Metazoa; Chordata; Mammalia; Artiodactyla; Balaenopteridae. Gene Ontology annotation, molecular function: ATP binding; protein kinase activity.
UCUGAACCAGAUGGAAAGAGGUUCUAGGGAACCAAUGCACCCCGAGCCUGGGGUUUGGCUACAAGAGCCCUGUGAAAGCUCCGAGAAGGCGGGUCAGACUUCCCUGUCCGACUCCCAGUCCUUUAGCUGGCUCAGGGCAAAAACAGCCGGCGAUAAAGCUGAUUGGGGGACACGUGGAGGGGCCGAAUGUCGCUUGACUUCGAAGGGACACAUCCACCCGGUGGCCGCGCGUCACGGGCACCGAGGGCAGGAGGCGCGGGCGGGGACUCGGCACUUCCCGCGGGGUCUCGCGUUCGCAGACUUCUCGCCCGGGAGGAAGGCAGUCGUCCGAGAAGCCGGGGUGUCUUCCUGGAACUGCGCACAGGACCGACUGGACGCCCUCAGGAGGGGCGAGGAAAAUGAAACCAUAGAAACUUUAUUGAGGCACUUGGAAAACAACACAAAGAAAACCAUCGAAACCGUGAGGAGCUGGAUGAGGUCAGUCCCACAGAAACGCAAGAAGGGGCUCCCAGAAGAUCAAGUCAAGGAGAUUAAGAAGGAGGAGCUUCCAGAAGCCGAUUGGAUCCUGCUAAAGGAAAAUUAAUUCAGCACACUUUAUGAAGGAAAACAGCGCAAAUCUCCAGUGGCCAUAAAAGUAUUCAGCAAACCCCAGGCCAGAGACAUUGGAAUAAUGAGGCAUAGUUUCAAUAAUGAAAUCAGAACCAUGAAGAAAUUUGAUUCCCCCAACAUCCUGCGUAUGUUUGGGAUUUGCACUGAUGAAACAGUGACCCCACCUCAGUUAUCCAUCGUCAUGGAGUACUGUGAGCUCGGGACCCUGAGGGAACUGCUGGAUCAGGAAAAGGACCUCACCCUUGCCAAGUGCAUCAUCCUGGUCCUGGGGGCAGCCAGAGGCUUAUACAGGCUGCACCAUUCGGAAACACCUGCAGAACUCCACAGAAACAUCAGCAGCACGAGCUUCCUGGUAACUAAAGACUGCAAUGUGAAGCUUGCAGGAUUUGAGUUGAGCAAAACACAGACUUCCGUCAGCUGACCAACUAAAGGAAAAGAAGCAGAGAGAGUCAAUUCUGCCACAUACAUCUCACCUCAGAGACUGGAAAAUGUGUAUAAUAAAUAUGACAUAAAAGCUGAAAUAUACAGCUUUGGAAUCGUCCUCUGGGAAAUCGCCACUGGGAAAAGCCCAUUUGAAGGCUGUGAUUCCAAGAAGAUCUACCAGCUGGUGGCUGUGGACCGGCAACAGGAGCCAGUGGAUAAAGAUUGCCCUUCACAGUUGCAGGAGAUCAUUGAUGAUUGCUGUGCAUAUGAGCCCUCCAGGAGGCCCUGUGUUAAAGAAAUCUUAGAGAGACUGUCUACUUUUUGUUAAGCCAAGUAUUGAAACUGAAACUGAGUCCCUGAACAAGGAGCUGGAAGAGCACAAGCUGGGCAUCUUUCUCCCUCAUAUCCUUCAGCAUGGAGUUAUUUGUGGGUGCAGGAAGGCAGCACUUGUCUGUUACAAAUAGAAAACAACUCCAGUAAUACAGAGCCCAUCCCACUCCAAAUGAUAUUGUCAAAAAUACACCUCUGAUGGUAACUCUGAUAGAUGUUUUACAAAAAUAUAUCUCUCUCUGGAUCCACACCUCUUGGCAAUUCUUGAUUUUUUUUAACCUAGAAUAUUUUUUAAGUAAAAAAAAAAAAAAGGUAACGAAUAAACAUGAACAAGUUGAACAUUGAAAAUGAGUCUUUUCUAGAGCUUAUCAUCAGAUACUACUAUUUUCAUCUUUAAAAUCUUUUGUUCUCUUUGCUGUAGGAGCUACAGUGAACAUGCUCCCUUAUAGAUUAAUUAUACACGCUCUAGCAGACCCACAAGCAGAGGUAGAUUUACUGUGAAACUAAUAAAGCUUAAUCUUCAGGGCCCCUCACUCACACAAGACAUCUUCCAAAGUCUGGUACCUAAUUUUUUCCUCAACAUUUAUAAAUAUAAAUAUUUUCAAAUACACCGAAAAGUCAGUAGAAUUAUACUCUGAACAUCUGUAUAGUCACCACCUAGAUUCUAUACCUAACAAUUCACUAUAUUUUAUCACAUGCGUAUCAGUCCUCCCCUUCCUCUUCCCAUCCAUUGAUCCAUCCUUAUUUUUUAUGCAUUUAGAAGAAAAUUUCAGACAUCAGCACACUUCAUUCCUAAACACUUCAGCAUUUAUAUCAUUAACUGCAGUUCAAUAUUUGUUUACAGGGGUUUUUUUUGGCGGGGGGGAGGUAAACUUCCCAUGUUGUGAGAUGCACAAAUCCUAAAUAUACCAUUUGAUGAGUCUGACAAAUUCAUACACAUGAUUAAUCCAAACCCCAUCAAGAUGAUGAACAGUACCAUCAUGCCAAAAAGUUCUGUUAUGCCCACACAAUCAGUCCUUCUCCUCACUCUUGCCCCACAAUUCUGAUUCCAACAGCACUUUUGAGGUAUAAUUGUCACACAGUAAACUACACAUAUUUAACAUGUGCAAUUUGAUGUUUUGACAUGUAUGCACCACUACAAUCAAGAUAAUGAAUAUGUCCAUCAACUCCCAAAGCUUCUUCAUGCUCCUUUAUAAUCACUCCCUUCCAUGCCACCCCCUCCCCAUUUCCCUAGGCAACCACUGAUCUGCUUUCUGUCACUAUAGAUUAGUUUGCAUUUUAAAGUUUUAUAUAAAUGAAAUCAUAUGGUAUAUAAUAAGUUUGCCUUCUUUCACUCAGUAUAAUUAUUUUGAGAUUCACCCAUGUAAUUGCAUGUAUCGAUAUUUUAUUCCUGUUUUACUGUUGAAAACUAUUGCAAGGUAUGUGUGUAACCGUUUAUUUAUCCAUUGGCCUGUUGAUGAACAUUUGAGUUGUUUGUAAUUUUUGGCUAUUACAAAUAAGGCUGCUAUGGAUUUUCAUGUACAAGUCUGUUUGAAUAUAUGAUUUUAUUUCUCUUGGGUAAAUACCUAGAAGUGAACAGCUAGAUCAUAUGGUAGAUGUACGUUU